GCGCCAAGAAUAGCAGCAAAGCCUCGCCGCCAUCUCUCUCCACCACCCAAAAUUUCUAAAAGACGCCGCGCGCUUUCUCACCAACCGCACACAUCAACCACCACAGGCUGACGCCCGCGCCGGCCACAGCUAGCGCGUACGCCGCCGCCGCCGCCGCCGUCGUCGUCGUCGUCUCCGAUCGAUCGACGAACCGAGGCACCAGCAGCACGGAGCUAGGAGGGUAGCGAUCGAGACAUGGGGAAGCAUGGCAAGUGCGACGUGGAGGCGUGCUACCCGGGCGGGGCGCCGGGCGGCGGGAUGUACCCGUACAUGAUCGAGAACGCGCAGCUCCGGUGGGCGUUCAUCCGCAAGGUGUACGUGAUCGUGUCGGUGCAGCUGCUGGUGACCGUCGCCGUCGCCGGCGCGGUGAACCUCGUCGAGCCCAUCAAGACCUUCUUCCAGGCUCGCACGCCGGAGGUCCUCGUCGCCUACGUCAUCAUCAUCAUCUCCCCCCUCAUCAUGAUGCUGCCGAUGAUCUACUUCCGUAACAAGCAUCCGAUCAACCUCUUCUUCCUCCUCCUCUUCACCGUCUGUAUUAGCUUCUCCGUCGGCCUGGGUUGCCUCUCCAAGAAUGGGACAGUGAUAUUUCAGGCGGCGGGAAUGACGGCGGCGAUAGUGAUCGGACUGACCUGCUACACGUUCUGGGCCGCCAAGAGAGGCUACGACUUCGAGUUCCUCGGCCCAUUCCUCUUCGCUGCCACGCUCGUCCUCUUCCUCUACGCCAUAAUCACGAUCUUUUUGCCGAUGGGGAGAACGGGGAAGUUGGUGUACGGGUGCGUGGCGGCGCUGAUCUUCUCCGGGUUCAUUAUCUACGACACCGACAACCUCAUCAAGCGAUACACCUACGACGAGUACGUGGCCGCCGCCAUCACGCUCUACCUCGACAUCAUCAACCUCUUCAUGGCCCUCGUCACGGCGCUCCAGGCCGCCGAUGGGUAGUAGAACAAGUUUGCCAACCACAUUGGGCUGCAGGAUGAAGCUGGAUCGAAAUGUGAUUUCUAGUACUUUUUUUUAAACACAAGACAGUGUAUGUAAAGAUAGGGUUAAACAACUCCUUUGUGAUUGGGCAUUAACAAGCAAGCAUUGCCAGUCCAAACUGUAGUUUGAAUCAUCUUGUCAUGACAUAGCAAAUUGACCGAAUGACCACAAGUUUGGUUCCCAGUUAACUAAGACAGGCAAACAAACACAAGCUAAACAUAUGCAACAGUUGCUGUGACGCAGAUCGAUCGAUCUAACAAGUACCACCACAACUCCAAAUAUGAAUUUCUUAAGAAACAUGUAACGGUUACUGUGAAGCAGAUCGAUCGAUCGAUCAAGAAGGUACCACCACAACUCCAAAUAUGAAUUUCUUAAAGAGGAAACAUAUGAAUUCGCUUGCCACAUCAAGCCAUCGGUAGCACUACAAGGUAAAGCCCGAGGCCAAGAGGCAAAUGUAUGGUAUCUCCACCAGAUCCUGCGGCUCUCAAAUUCCUCAUGUA
Messenger RNA from Oryza sativa Japonica Group (Japanese rice), 1517 nucleotides. RefSeq names its product protein LIFEGUARD 4. The record is from RefSeq and is a predicted model, not a curated record. NCBI's taxonomy places the organism in Eukaryota, Viridiplantae, Streptophyta, Magnoliopsida, Poales, Poaceae.